AUGGUAACCGUAACUUGGUUCAACUUCACUGAAUUCAGGGAUUCGCUCCCAGCCACUGUUGUGGGCGAUCUACACGGGCAGCUAGUAGAUUUGCGAAAAAUUAUCGACCGAUGCGGUGAUCCUUCAAGAAAUACUUAUGUGUUUCUUGAUCGGGUGUUUCUGCUACGUGGAAACCACGAAGACGUCAACACGACCAGCACAUACGGCUUCUACGAUGAAUGUAUGAUAAAAUAUGGCAUACGAGGAGAAUGGGUUUACCUUGCACUAAUCAACGUCUUCAACCACUUGCCGUUAUGCGCUCUUCUUGGCGAAAAUGUGCUUUGCAUGCAUGGAGGUCUCUCUCCUUAUAUCACCACAUUGGAAGAUAUCGAAAGGAUCCCACGGCCAUCGAUAAUACCUCCUUACGGUAUAAUGUGCGAUAUCGUUUGGUCAGAUCCAGACGCCUUUCAACCAGGAUGGUCGUUGUCAUGCCGCGGAAUCUCAUUCUCGUUUGACGAAUCGGUAGUUGAUGAGUUCUGCACAAAUCAUAACAUUGAUCUGAUCAUCAGAGCACAUCAGAUAACCGCAGAGAUGGUUCACGGAGGUUAUCGAAUAUUCGCUGGUGGACGCUUGGUGACGAUUUUUUCGGCACCUAACUACCAGAAUAUGAUGAACGAUGGUUGUGUGAUGAGAAUUAAGAGAGACUUGACGGCAAACUUCAUAAUUUUUCGACCGGUCGUCAGGCGACAUUAACAGCACCAACAGCCAAGACGCCACGUUUCACGAAAUUUUCGAGUUGUCGGACUUGAAUAGAUU
Messenger RNA from Angiostrongylus costaricensis, 795 nucleotides. Lineage: Eukaryota; Metazoa; Nematoda; Chromadorea; Rhabditida; Metastrongylidae. The record is from the annotation of a GenBank genome assembly.